CUGGCAUCAUGUGAACAGCUGAUGUCAAUAACACACACACAAGGUCCAGGUAAAUGUGUACACUCAUUCUUCAAAAACAUCCUAAUAUAUUAAUUAACUGAUCAACAUACAAAUCCCUCACAAUGGAGAAAACUCAAGCUAACAAUAAUAAGUUACCAUCAAAUCUACCACAGCUACAGAACCUUAUAAAGAGGGAUUCCGACUCGUACAUGGAGGAGUUCGAGAGACAACAUUUAGAGAACCUCUAUCAGAUGGUUAUGUUUCUGGCUCAGGUGGCCCAGUGUUACCCGGACAAAAUGAACGAGUACCCUCAGGAGUUGACGACCAUCUUGAAGCGGCAUGGUUCUGUGUUACAUCCAGAAAUGCGGUUGGUCUUUGUGAAGGCGUUGAUUCUGCUUAACAAGAACCUUUUGUCUCCAAUAGACCUGCACAUGUUGUUCUUCCAGCUGUUACACUGUCAGGACAAGAAUCUACGGCAAUUUCUGAAGCAGCACAUUGUGACAGAUAUAAAAAACAUCAACUCUAAAGGUAAGAAUAUGAAGCUAAACAAAGAAUUACUGAACUUUAUGUUUGAGAUGCUGACGUCCAGACACGCCAUUGCUGCCAAAACCUCGCUCGACGUGAUGAUUCAACUGUACAACAAACGUGUGUGGAACGACGCCAAAACUGUCAACAUCUUAUCUAUGGCGUGUUUCUCCAAGGUGACCAAGAUUAUGGUGGCCGCCAUAAAAUUCUUCAUCGGUCGGGACGAAGAAAAGACAGACGAGACGGACUCGGACAGCGACCCUGAAGACGACCAGAAAGUGCUGAAGGCGGCGAGGAUGUCCAUGAAGGUCAACAAGAAGACAAAAAAGAAACAGAGGAAAAUGGAAAAAGUAAAAUCUGUGGUUAAAAGGAAUCAGAAGAAGAAGACGACAAAGGUCAAUUUUGACUUCUCCGCCCUGCACUUAAUUCACGACCCUCAGGACAUGGCCGAUAGACUCUAUAAACGUUUAGAAAAGAUGAACGAGAGAUUUGAGGUAAAGUUGAUGACAAUGGACAUGAUCUCCCGUCUAAUUGGCAUCCACCACUUGUAUAUUCCUAAUUUUUACCCUCUGGUCCAAAGGUUCCUCUUCCCUCAUCAGCGUGAAGUCACUAAAGUCAUGGUGUUUGCAGCUCAGGCAGCCCACGCUCAGGUUCCCCCGGAUGAUCUGGAGCCGGUAGCCACGCUUGCAAACAAUUUCGUGACUGAACGUUACUCGAGCGAAGUAAUGGCGAUGGGGCUCAAUGCCAUAAGGGAACUAAGUAGGAAUCCUCAUUGUAUGUCAGAUGACUUACUACAAGAUUUGACGGGGUACAAGACACACAAGGACAAGGGGGUCAUGAUGGCUGCCAGGUCCCUCAUAUCUCUCUUCAGAGACAAAAACCCGGAGCUUCUCGCCAGGAAGGACCGUGGGGCUCCUAGUGAACCAGCCGAGAAAAAGAAAGAACAGUUUGGACAGAGCAAUGCCGUGAGUUAUAUUCCCGGGGCUGAGAUAUUAACAUAAGACGGGGUGAAAGAAGGCAUUGGGUCAAGUGACAGUGAGAAUGAUGAUGAAUGGAUUGAUGUCCAACAUUCUGAUGAUGAACUGGAUCUGGGUAAUGAUAGUGAUGGUGAUGAUACACCUAAUGAUGGUGACAAAAAAGCAGCAGCAGCAGAUGACGACGAUGACGACAAGGUGUUCUCCACAAAGGAAGCCAGAGCGGCCCGGCAAACCGACGUUGUCAGCUCUCGUUUCCUGACAGAUGCCGACUUUGCCAGGAUAGCAGCACUACAAGCUACCAAACAGGUUGAGAAGUUCAGCAAAAGCAAAAAGAACAAGAAACGUAAAAGGCAAUCCAAGAAAACCACAGAAUCUGGAGAGCUGGUCUUAAAGAGUAUUGAAAUGAUUUACAAGAAGAGGAAACACUCUAAGGAAGCCAGGAUGGAGACGGUCCUGGCCGGGAGGGAAGGCAGAGACAAGUUUGGAGCCAGGAAGGGUCGCAUGAACCCAAACGCCUCCACAACUAACAGGGAAAAGUCGAGAACCAAGAGCUUCAUGAUGGUGAAGCACAAACUGGCAGGCAAACAGAAGAAGUCAUUCCGAGACAAACAGAUCAAACUCAGAAAUUCACUGUUGAAGCGGAAAAAGAAUUUUUAGAUUUUCAGUAAUGAAGGGGAGGAGUGCUGG
Homarus americanus (American lobster) is the source of this 2189-nucleotide messenger RNA. It is a transcript of the gene Mys45A, whose product is annotated as protein SDA1 homolog. Lineage: Eukaryota; Metazoa; Arthropoda; Malacostraca; Decapoda; Nephropidae. Gene Ontology annotation, cellular component: nucleolus. Gene Ontology annotation, biological process: ribosomal large subunit biogenesis; ribosomal large subunit export from nucleus. The record is from RefSeq and is a predicted model, not a curated record.